AUGUCUUAUUACUUCGCGAUAGUUGGUACCAAGGACAACCCGAUCUAUGAGUUAGAAUUUGGUACUUCGGGAACAAAGGUUGGUAGCUUUGACAUCACCUCGAAGAAAGACGAGCAUAGACACCUGAAUCAGUUCAUUGUUCAUUCCGCAUUGGAUCUCGUCGAGGAAUUGCAAUGGAACACCAAUGCGAU
Molecule: messenger RNA, 191 nt
Organism: Acaulospora colombiana
Lineage: Eukaryota; Fungi; Glomeromycota; Glomeromycetes; Diversisporales; Acaulosporaceae
Source: the annotation of a GenBank genome assembly